This is a messenger RNA of Stylophora pistillata, 906 nucleotides long. RefSeq names its product oncoprotein-induced transcript 3 protein-like. The record is from RefSeq and is a predicted model, not a curated record. Lineage: Eukaryota; Metazoa; Cnidaria; Anthozoa; Scleractinia; Pocilloporidae.
UCGUACAGCAAACUGUGCGUAUGCAGAGCGUUGUAUUCAAAUAUGAACUUAGCUGACUCUGCUUUUAUCAGCCUCUUUAUACUCGUGGCCCUUAGUGCAGUAGCUUGCCAGGCGCGUAAGGACUGCAGUGACGGUUCGUGUUGCUCAAAUUCGACAUACAUCGAAAUUAAUGAGCCUCGCCGCAGCGUUAAUAGUAUUUGGAAAGCGGGACAAGUCGCUAUAUGUGAUAGGGUAUUGAGAUGGGGUUGGUAUCGUUUCACAAGCUUUGUUGGUGGAAAAAUGCCGGAAAAAAAAGUGCUACCUAACCAGUGUGGCACGCACGCUCCCAUCUGGUUGAAAGGUACUCAUCCGACGAAGAAGGGCGAGAAUGUUGUUCGCAAAGCAUGCAUCAAUGCUCUUAACAUUGACCCAGACGGUUGCUUCGACUCAUUCAACAUAAACAUUACCAAGUGUCCGGGUAACUAUUUCGUGUACUAUCUAAGGCCUCCCUGGUAUUGUUCAGCAGGUUAUUGUGCUGGCUACAAGAAGACUUGCCCAUAUGGAAAAGAAGGGGAGCCACCUAAUUGCUACGACUUUCCGAGGGAAUUUUCUAGUGACAACAUCAAUAAUCCAGAAAUUGUCGUACAGGAUAUCCCGGAAGACAACACCGUCUCAGUAACUUUACUGUGCAAAGUCAACAUUCUUAACGGAAUCGCCAGCUGGAGAAAUGUGACUUAUAAGAUAGAAUGGUUUGCUGAGGGAAAGUCAUUACAAGUAGAGACUAUCUGCGGUGGUAUUCCGCCCGGAAGCCUUAACGAAAAAGCUUGUCCAGAUGGCACUCUCGUCUCCAAACUGCCUGGCUCUAAAUACAAGAUAGGAACCUGGGGAUUCUGUAACUAUUUUGUAAUACCACAACUUAAGAGUUGA